Hyla sarda is the source of this 1744-nucleotide messenger RNA. RefSeq names its product myosin-2-like. Lineage: Eukaryota; Metazoa; Chordata; Amphibia; Anura; Hylidae. The transcript has 2 exons. The record is from RefSeq and is a predicted model, not a curated record. Bases 25 to 1599 code for a protein of 524 amino acids.
GAUCACAAGGCUAGCCUGGUAGCCAUGGAAAAAAUUGAAAAAGAGAAGAAUGAAAUGAAGAUGGAAGCUGAAGCUCUUGCCAGCAAUCUGGAGAGUGUCUCUAAAGCUAAGAGACAACUUGAGGAGGAAGUCAAGGUGAAGAAUGCCCUUGCACAUGCUCUUCAAUCUGCUCGUCAUGACAAUGACUUGCUCCGUGAGCAGUAUGAGGAGGCCCUGGAACAAGUUGAGACUCUGCAACAUGAAAACAAGAACUUGCAACAGGAGAUCUCAGAUUUAUCUGAACAGAUUGGUGAGAGUGGAAAAUCUAUCAAUGAGUUAGUGAAGUCCAAGAAACAGUUGCUGGACAGUGAGAGGGUGAUCUCCGCACAACUCAAGAGUGAGCAGCUGAGAUAUAUAAAGCUGGAAGAUGACAUGAAGAUCUUAAAAGAGAGCCUGGAAGCGCAGAACGAAACGCGCAGAAAGUCCCACGUAGCUGCCUUGGUUUUGCUGGGAGCGCAACUCCACGAGCAGGUAGCUGUGCUGGCGGACAAUGAACAAUUGAGGAAACAAUUGCUGUCUUCCGAAGAUACUGUCAGGGACUUGACAGAGUUACUUGACAGUGAGAGGAUGAAGUCCGCUAAGCUCCAGUGUAAGCUGCGAAAAUGUGAGAAAAAGGAAGAGGACCAGGAAGUCCUAAAAGUGAGCAGAGACCAAGAUAUGGCGGAAUUGGCUCAAGAAAGGCUUCUGGGGCUGAAGUUACAGGAUACAGGGAUGCUUUCUCUGAUUGCGAAAAAGUCCUCUAAAGCUAAAAUUGAGGUGAAGUCCUGUAAGAAGUCUCCUGAAGCUAGGACUGAGCUGAAACCUGGUGGGAAAUCCUCUGAAGUGAAGACUAAGGAGAAGAGAGGUGGGAAAUCCGCUGAACCUGAGCAGACCAAAAAUUCUGAAGGUAAUGCUGAGGCAGAGAAAUCCUCUGAAGCAGAAGCUAAACCAGAGUCAACCUCAAAAGCUGUGAGUAAAGAGAAUGGCACAACUGAAGCUACAGGUGAAGAGAAGAGUAAGCCUGAAGAAGCUGCAGUAGUAGAAGCUGUUUCUACACAAGAAUCUGAAGGAGCCAAAGACUCUGAAGCCAAACCUGAGGAAGCUGGUGCCCCAGAAGAGAAAGCUGGAUGGGAUGAGAUGGACCCGUGUCAGAGGUCCUCUGACGGUACAGAGAACAAGACAGUGGUUGGUGAAGCCACUGAGGCCGAAAGAUUCUCUAAAGCAGAGGCAGAGGUCCGGCAAGCAAGAAGAAGACAAAUGUUAGAAGCAUUGGUCCUCUCACUCCUUAAUUUCAAGAACCCUGCCCACACCAGGGUGAAGAACCUGGUACUGGAGAGGUGUGACCGAGAGACUUGCAAUUGGUGGCUGGUAAAAGUCCGGAAGAAAAAAGUCAAGGACUUCAGAGACUGUGGGACAAAAGUUGUCCAAGAGAAAGGAAAGGCAGAUGGUUUCUGCCUUUCAAAUACAUGUGCUCCUUCCCGGUGGUCUGAGCAAAGGGGGGGGGAUAUGUGGCAGUGUGGCAAGGAAAGGGUGUAUUUCCUUGGCUCACCCUGCAGAAGCUCUCACCUGCUUCUUAAGUAAUGAGGCAGGAAGGAAGGGAAGUGUAUAUGAGAUGGAGACUCAGUCUAAUCUAGGCUCUUCCUAGGAGACAGCAUGUGGGCUGUAGGGAAGAGACAGAGCCUGCUGAGGAGUACACAGCCCGAGCUAUGAGGGGCUCAAAGAGAGU